AUGAGCUUGUGUGCGACUGUGCCACGUGGUGAGCCGGGCCUCACACCCCCAGGCUCAGAGAAGAAGCCGCCAACAACUGAGCUGUCCACUGGCACUGGCGCAAACAAGAAACCCAAACCUGAAUCCGGGAACAGGAGACAAGCAGCCUCAAUGAUUGUAAGCACCGUAGGAAAAGGUCUGAACGCAGGCGGACUCAAGAUGCCCGGUGAUAUACUCAACUCCGUUGCCAGCGGAAUCAAGCGUUAG
Molecule: messenger RNA, 246 nt
Organism: Puccinia triticina
Lineage: Eukaryota; Fungi; Basidiomycota; Pucciniomycetes; Pucciniales; Pucciniaceae
Exons: 3
Coding region: 1-246 (81 amino acids)
Source: RefSeq, a predicted model, not a curated record